Molecule: messenger RNA, 3629 nt
Organism: Diorhabda sublineata
Lineage: Eukaryota; Metazoa; Arthropoda; Insecta; Coleoptera; Chrysomelidae
Gene: Ca-Ma2d
Product: voltage-dependent calcium channel subunit alpha-2/delta-4
Exons: 20
Coding region: 112-3594 (1160 amino acids)
Cellular component (GO): voltage-gated calcium channel complex
Molecular function (GO): voltage-gated calcium channel activity
Source: RefSeq, a predicted model, not a curated record
UGCUAACAUCAUAGGGGUAUAUCACACACGCCAAGAUUAUUUUAUAAACAUUUUCAAUGUUUAAUAUGAUCAUUGCCAGAAAGAAAUGACGGAAACUUUCGAACAAUAAUUAUGUUUUACAAAAUUGUGUUCCCUUUAUUAACUGUUUUAUCGAUAUUUAUUGGUCAAAAUGUCAUUACUGGAUCAUUGCAAGGAGAAGAGGUAUAUCAAUGGGCUAAUGCGAUUGGUAGAGAUUUGUGGAACUUAGGACGUGCAAUAACACGAUAUUCUGAAAUUGAGAAAAAAUAUACAUUUUUAAAUGCUAAAGUACAAAAGAAAGAUCCGGUUGCAUUGAUGUCUGAAAUAAACGCCAAUAUGUCAAUUAUGAUCAAUAGAAAAAUACGAGCCAUAAAGAAAAUUCAAGAAAUGGCCGAGAAAACUGCAGAAUCGUUUGAGCCAAAAGAAAAUUUUACCUAUUAUAGCUCAAGAUAUUCUCCAAUAAGGAACGAAUCAUUUAAGGCCCAAUUUCCAAUUUUCUUAAAAAACAAGUAUUUGUAUAAAUCCAUGACACUAGACAACGAUACUCACUUUUACAAUGUUCCCGUAAAUACGGAUUACAGCUCAGUCCAUGUUCCAAUGUAUGUGUAUGAUAGAGAUCCAAAUGUAUCAUACACUAUACAGUGGUCAGAAAAAUUGGACGUAGUUUUCAGAAACAACUACUUCAUCGAUCCUGCAUUGUCAUGGCAAUAUUUUGGAAGCAUGAUGGGAAUUAUGAGGCACUAUCCAGCACAAAAAUGGGAAGAUAAUAAAAGUAAGGAAAUACUGACGUUUGACUGUAGAAUUCGAACAUGGUUUAUAGAGGCCGCCACAUGUACAAAAGAUAUUGUUAUUUUAAUAGAUAACUCAGGAUCAAUGAGAGGUAUGCCUCACCACAUCGGUUCCUUAACAGCAUUCACUAUUUUGGAUACGCUGUCAAACAAUGACUAUGUCAAUAUAUUGAAUUAUACUCUAACAACAAAUUAUACGAUUCCCUGUUUUGAGAACAUGUUAGUUCAAGCUACAGAAGAAAAUAUACGUGUAUUUAAAUCAGCUGUGGAGAAACUACAACCUGAAGGAAAGACUCAAGUUACUCAAGCUUUAGAAGCUGCUUUUCAGUUACUGGCAUUAUAUCGCGAAAAAAGAAAUUGCGUUGAUGAAAACAGUAAUUGUAAUCAAGCAAUCAUGAUUAUAACUGAUGGAAUAAAUGAAGACAUUACUGAUAUAGUGACAAAAUACAAUCAUUUAAACAAUGGUUCAAAUAUACCGGUAAGAAUUUUUGGUUAUCUAGUUGGAAUGGAAGUAACAAAUCCUCAAGAAAUGAAAGACACGUGCUGUGAAAAUAGAGGUUAUUAUACACCAGUUCGUAGCUUAGAACAAGUGACUGUUUCUGUUCUACAAUAUGUUAGUGUUAUUGCCAGACCAAUGGUGUUACAAGCAGAAGAUCACCCUGUGUCUUGGACACAUGCAUAUGCAGAUGUAACUUAUGACGAUAAAAAAGACAACACUGUGGAAGAACCUUAUAGGCUAUUAACAUCAGUAGCGAUACCAUGCUACGAUACAAGAAUUAAUAAAAUGAACGAUACCACAACAGCAUAUCUAUUAGGUGUAGCAGCUACAGAUGUACCAAUUGAUGAGUUUGAGAGAAUCACGGUACCUUAUAAGAUAGGGGUCAAUGGAUAUGCCUUUAUUGUGAGCAAUAAUGGUUACCUUCUUAUGCAUCCUGAUUUAAGACCUAUGUAUGCAGGGAUAUUGAAAUUCAACUACAAUAGUGUAGACUUAACGCAAGUAGAACACCAUGUGGAUGAUAAUGAACACCCCCCACCUAGAAAAAUUACAGAUAGCGUUCUACAAUUGAGACAGUAUUUGGUUGACGGUAAAAAUGGUAGUAUAUCCAAUAUAACGUUGAGGUAUCAUUAUGAUAAUAUGAGGAGAGUCUUUCAAGCAAAAUAUGACUACUAUUUCAGUCCUAUAGAAAAAACACCAUUCACUUUAGGCAUAGCAUUGCCUCAUGGAUAUGGAAUGUAUUCUCUAGAUGUGGGAGAUCAAAUUAUGAGGAAUAAACAUACUGGCGAAAAUUUAACUUCAUUUUUCACUGGUAAAUGGAAAGUGAAUCGAAAAUGGGUAUACUGUAAAUACCAUUAUUUAGAAGGUCACGAAUUUUCAUCACCAGAGGAAGAAUUACUGCACUUUUUAAAUAAAAUGUAUGGAGAUUUUGAAUGGAAAAGUCAAUAUGAAGAUGAAGAAUCGAAGCUUGAGCGAGACUCCUACUAUUGUGAUAUGCAUUUAGUGCAGAGAUUGAUAUUCGAUGCAAGAAUAACUCAUGAAAGUUUUGGUGAAAAGCUGACAUUGCAGCCAAGAGAACUUCCUUUAUUUCAAAAGUAUAAUGCUUCACUCAGAUUUGUUGCUACUCAAAGUGGUUUAACUAGGUGGGAUGAUAUUUUCGAUGAAGUGGAAGAUAAAAAUUUUAAACCAGCAAAUAAAUCAUUUGGAGAUCUGCAUCCUUUGGCGAUAAAUGAAAAAUGGUACAAAAAUGCAGUGAUUCAGCGUCAGUAUGACGAUUCAUUCGUUUAUUCAGUGCCUUUUGAUGUCGAUCCCAAAGAUGCGAAUGUAUUAAUAACAGCAAGUUUCGCAAUAUUUCCAUCCGAGAAUGGUCAUGAAACUCCAGGAUCAGUAGUUGGCUUUCAAUUUUCCCAACGGAAGCUGAAAGUAAAAUUCAAUGAAGUAUCUAGCAAAUUAUCGAACCAAUGUUGGCAUUGCAGCAGAUGUAAUGAUACCUUAGACUGUUACAUAGUGGACAGUUCUGGUUACAUUAUAGUUGCAGAGAAUGAUGAGUUCACAGGAUCAUAUUUUGGAGAACGUGAAAGUGAUAUUAUGGGAUCCAUGAUUAGGGUUGGAAUAUUUAAAGAAGCUGCUAUGUACGAUUAUCAAGCACUUUGCAAGAAACCUGACAAACCAGCUUCAGCUGCCGCCAAUAAUAUCACACCCUUGGGAUACAUUCAAUCAAUUUUUAAUUGGUUUUUAUGGGAAGUUUUAUAUGCUAUAAUGGCUAUAAAUUUCAGUGAUCUUCAGAAAGUAUUAGUUUAUGCUGAUGAUUUGACUACCAACGACACUGAUGAAAUUCAAGACUACGAGAAUCCACAGUUCGAUAAUACCGCAGAUCGUUAUUUUGCAUGCGAAACUGAAUUGAAUUUAGUUAUAUUGCAACAAGAAAUUUUUUUGAGCAAUUUUCAUGGUGAAAUUAGCAACGAAGGAGGAAGAAAUUAUUAUGUGAAAAGAAUACCAAAAAGUAAUUUAAUUUUUGUGGCAAUAAAUACUAGUAUACCAAAAAGUGAAGGGGAAUCGUACUCUACGAAACCUAGGCGCAUAACAGAAGAAGCCAAUUUUGAAUACGAUUUCAUUAAUACGACGUUACUUCCAUGUCAAAAAUUGAACCUCAACAAUCUGUCUAGAAGAAGAUUAACUGGAUGCUAUAACAACCACCCUUUGGAAAAAGAAAUAGUAGACUGUGGAAGAGGAGUAAUAAUGAAAGUAUCAGCUAUUUCCUUAUUGUCAAGUAUUUUUCUUCGAAUCCUGUAAAUUCAAUUGUAAUAAAUAAAUAUUAAAUUUUAAAA